Molecule: messenger RNA, 375 nt
Organism: Eruca vesicaria subsp. sativa (arugula)
Lineage: Eukaryota; Viridiplantae; Streptophyta; Magnoliopsida; Brassicales; Brassicaceae
Source: the annotation of a GenBank genome assembly
AUGUUUCUAAGCCUUCUCGACUCAUGUAUCCGAUCACGGAAUCUGAUCCUAGGUCAAAUCAUUCACCAGCACCUUCUCAAACGCUCCCUCACACUAACAUCCUCCACCAUACUCGUCAAGCUAACGCGUCUCUACGCUUCAUGCAACGAAGUGAAACUUGCACGCCACGUGUUCGACGAAAUUCCCCACCCAAAAGCCAAUCCCAUUCCCUGGGACGUGAUGAUCAGAGCCUACGCAUCUAACGAUUCCCCCGAAAAGGCUUUGGACUUGUAUUACGAGAUGCUUAGUUAUGACGUUAGACCCACGAAGUAUACUUACCCUUUUGCCCUGAAGGCGUGUAGUGGUCUGCGAGCGGUUGAAGAUGGAUAUGCGUAG